Ilex paraguariensis (yerba mate) is the source of this 249-nucleotide messenger RNA. The record is from the annotation of a GenBank genome assembly. Lineage: Eukaryota; Viridiplantae; Streptophyta; Magnoliopsida; Aquifoliales; Aquifoliaceae.
AUGCACAAUAAGUUGAAAAGGAGCUUGAGGAGAAUAAUGGCGAACGUUCGUGGAAGUUGUGUAGAAGCCAAGGAUUCAGGUGGAGAUGGGAAAUUGAUGAUGAAUGUGUGUUUCGAUGCAAUGUAUGAGGUCUUUCCGAUGGAGGUUUCUGUUUUGAGUCUUGGAAAUAGGAGGGAUUAUAGCUCCCUUGCUCUUAUCGAUGAAUUGUCUGAAUGCAUGGAGAAAGGCGCGCUGUCGAAGCCUUUGUAA